CCGCGACCCGCGUGCACCACUGCCGCACAGCGCCGCCGGCGACGCCGCCGCGACCACCGCGAACUAACUUCUACAACAAUUGCACAAUGGGAACAAACCAGAUCGCCGUGUUUCACGCCGAAUCGAAUAUGUGAAGUGUUCUACUUGUGUUCUAGCCGCGCCGACUGCUGUCUUAAACACUCACGAUUAUUUUCGUGUUUGCAUUAUGUCGGCUGGCGAUUAAGCUUUGAUUUUGCUUGCAUUUUCCAGUUUCAAUUAUGCAGGCGCGGCAACGGCGAUAAAGAAGAAAUACUGCUGUUGAUGUAACUGAAGUUAACUUCAAAUCAGCAUUCCAUAGCAAACAACCGCAUCAAUGAUGGCGAUACCGAGACGGAUAUGGCUGCGCUCCGGUGCAGUGGUGCUUGUGAUGCCGGGCGUGACGUACGCGCGAGUGGCCGGCAAGAUGGGCGGCUACUCCAACAAGAUGGGAGGAAAAUCCACAAGCGGUAUAAACGAAGAAAUCAUAUGGAUAAGUAUAAGCAUGGCGAUAGCGAUUGCUGUACUGAUCGCAAUCGCGCUCUGCUACAUCCUGAAGGAGAAGUGCACCAAACGCCAGUCGUAUAGGGAGCAGUCAUGACGAUACAAGGAGGAGUUUGCGAGGCACGCCCUCGCGGACUCCCUCAGCGACCUGGACCUAGACCUGCCAGCGUACACACUCUACCCACAAUACUCCCCAGACGGCAAGGAAUACUUCUACAACUUCCACCGUUUCUCAUACAUAAGGGACAGUUUCAAACUACCCCCAAAAGAUUACCCAGUGAAAGUAAAAGAAGAUAUAUACAUCAACGCGUGAUCAAAUUGGCCCAUACAGGUCAAAUUAUUUUGUAAUGUCAAUGUGUAUGAAUCGAUUUAACAUUAUUAACUAUAUAGGAAUAAUUAUAUAAUAUCGAAGAACAUCAAGUGUAACUUAAUUAAACGUAAUUAUGUCUAAUUCAUCAAAAAUUAACAGUCUUGCCCUCAUUCUCAAGCAAACGUACUUAUAAACGACGAUAUUAAGUCAUAAAGGUGAUGGAAUUGAAAUCCACUUGACUGUGAUAGAAAGUUUUGGCGUGUCGCACUAAUCUAAGGAAGUUUAUAUAACUAACUUAGCUAAGAUCCAAACAAGCAUAAAAAUCUGGCUUAUCCGCCAUAUUUGCUGUAAACACCGUUAAUUGCCACUAUGCAUGUGUCCCAGUACUUAUAAACUAAACUCUUGUGUUAGUAAGUUUUUGUAUUUCGUUUCUCAAAUUUAAUAAAUUUAUACUCUGUACUUAUACAACACGGAUAAUAACCGCGGUAAAGCAGGUGAAAUGUAUACAUUAAGCAACCGGAUCUUAUCACAAAAUAGUUUAUACAAAAUCACCGCUAAAUUCAUAUUUGUUAGAACGUUAUAAUUUAUGAAAGCAAACGUAGCUUGUAUUAAAUAUUGUGUACGAUAAACUCUGACAUCGGCGAACAAAUGUGGCGGUUGGGCACCAUAGUUACAUCGUAACGAGGAAUAAGCACACUACUCGUGCCUCCCUGCUGCAAUGCUUAUUUUAUUUUACACUGCGAAUACCGCUAAAUGUCUAUGUGUGGUAUUUCCUUUUUAAAAUAUUUUUAUAUUACCAUCCUUAAUAAGUUUGCUACAUUUAAAAUAUUCCAAUUAUGAAUCUGUGUCGUUAUUAAUAAAACUAUUGAAUACAACAGUGCAUUAUUGCAUGAAUUUAUUAUCAUCAAAUCGUGUAAUAUAGUCUAGCUUACAGUUGUAUGUAAUUAUUAUAAUUAUAUUUAUUUGAAUUAUAUUAAUAAUUAUUGUAUUCUUACAGAAUACAGGAAUUUUAUAUAAACAAUGUAAAUAAUUUAUUGUAUAAAUCUAAAUGUGCUAGGUGUACAUAAAGUGCUCCAGUAGUAAAAAAAAUAUAUGUAUAACGUAAAUAAAUAUUAUAUAAACGAAUAUUACACGGUAAUAAUGUAAUUUAACAAGUAAAGACCAAAAAUUGUAGUUAAUCUGACAUUCAUGUGAUUAUGAAUUUUUUAGACAGAAAUAAAGUUACGGCUGAAAAUGG
Manduca sexta (tobacco hornworm) is the source of this 2066-nucleotide messenger RNA. RefSeq lists its product as uncharacterized. The transcript is spliced from 4 exons. The record is from RefSeq and is a predicted model, not a curated record. Bases 353 to 616 code for a protein of 87 amino acids. Lineage: Eukaryota; Metazoa; Arthropoda; Insecta; Lepidoptera; Sphingidae.